AUGUUGGAAUGGUCUCUGGUUGGGGAGGUUGUUUUUAUAAUCAGCUUGAUUCUACUUUACGUUUUGGUGCUUCUGAUCACCGGACGCUAUUCCAUGAGGUUGUAUGUCGCCUACAAUUGCACUUAUAUUUUCGGAAUGUUGCUCGCUCUGCAACUUCGCUUUGUCGAAUUUCAGCAUGUGCAGUCUGGCGAGCAUAUGGUUGCGAUGGGCCUCUUCUUCUUUAUGCAGGUCAGGCAGGCACCUACUGAGUGA
This is a messenger RNA of Prunus armeniaca (apricot), 252 nucleotides long. The record is from the annotation of a GenBank genome assembly. Lineage: Eukaryota; Viridiplantae; Streptophyta; Magnoliopsida; Rosales; Rosaceae.